ACGUGAAAUCGCUGGGUUAUGUAAGUUGGAUGGCGAACUCCCCUCCUCCGCAGUACUAGUUCCUUUCUCUCGGCGAACUCCCCUCGUCGAUGGCGGCAGCGUCGCCUCUCUCUUCGAUCUCCAGCCUCCCCCUUUCCCUUCCUUCCUCCUCCUCUCCGUCGAAGCCGAAGCACCACCGAAGUCUCUCUAACCUCUCAUCUUCUUCAGCUCUGCGGAGUUCUGAGUCCCGGAGAACCAUUAUGAGAGCCUCCACUUCAGUCUAUGAGAAGCAACGGAUCGAUCUUCAUGUUGAAAUCCGGAAGUUCUGCCGAAAGGGAGAUCUAAAAGAGGUCAUGAGAUUGAUUUCUGACAGCGAAUCGGAGGAUCACUGCAUUAAUUCCGAGACUUUUUGCUCUGUUCUUCAGCUUUGCGCCGAGCUUUGCUCGUUGGCCGAUGGUAGGAAAGUCCACGCUAUUUUGUCCUCCUCCGGUAUCAAAAUUGACACCCUUUUGGCUUCAAAACUGGUCUUUAUGUACGUUAAAUGCGGCGACUUGGGAGAAGGAAGAAGGGUUUUUGACAAGAGUGCCGCCAAAGAUCACAUUUUCCCUUGGAAUCUUUUGCUAAAUGAGUACGCCCAGGUUGGUGACUUGGAAGAAAGCAUCGAUCUUUUCAAAGAGAUGCAGUAUUCAUCCGUUAAGCCAGAUUCCUACACGUUCUCCUUGAUCUUGAAGUGCUUUGCCACUGUGGGUGGUGUCUCCGAAGGUGAACAAGUUCAUGGGAGGCUGAUAAAACUAGGUUUUGGUGCUUACAAUGCAGUUGGGAAUGCUCUCAUUGCCUUUUAUUCCAAAUGCAAUAGAAUCAAUAGUGCUGUUGAUAUGUUCGAUGAAAUGCCCGAUAAAGAUGUCAUAUCUUGGAACUCCUUAAUUAAUGGUUGUGUUUCUAAUAGUCUUCCAAGAAAGGGAGUUGAGCUGUUCACAGACAUGUGGUUUUCGGGAAUGGAUAUAGAUUCAGCAACACUCGUGAGUGUUCUCCCAGCUUGUGCUGAAUUGGGUAUUCUUACACUAGGUAAAGCGGUUCAUGGGUAUUCGAUAAAAGCUGCUUAUAGUAAGGAGGUAACUGUCAAUAACUCUCUGGUCGACAUGUACUCAAAAUGUUGUAGUUUGGAAGGUGCGUCUCGAAUUUUUGAGAGGAUGGUUCAGAGGAGCGUUGUGUCAUGGACUUCGAUGAUCCAGGCAUACACUCGAGCUGGGCUGUUUGAUGAAGCAAUUGCAUUAUUUGGAGAAAUGGAAUCAGUGGGUGUCAGACCAGAUCUAUUUGCUGUCACAAGUGCUCUUCAUGCUUGUUCUUGUCGUGGGUCAUUAGACCAAGGGAAGAAUAUCCAUGAUUAUAUAGUUAGGAAUAGAUUGGAGAAGAAUCUUAUUGUUGCCAAUGCACUUAUGGACAUGUAUUCAAAAUGUGGGAGUAUGGAAGAAGCUAGAUCCAUUUUUGAUAAUACCACCAGUAAGAAUAUUAUCUCAUGGAAUACCUUGAUUGGAGGCUACUCAAAGAACUGUUUUCCUAAUGAAGCACUUAGUCUGUUCAGCAAAAUGCAAUUCCACAUGAGGCCUAAUUCAGUGACCAUGGCCUGCGUCCUUCCUGCUGCUGCUAGUCUUUCAUCUUUAGAGAAAGGCAGAGAGAUCCACGGCCACAUAUUAAGGGCAGGGCAUUUUUCAGAUGGUUACGUGGCAAAUGCUCUUGUUGAUAUGUACACAAAAUGUGGUGCAUUACUUCUUGCACGUCUGCUCUUUGAUAGAAUGUUCCAAAAGGAUCUUAUCUCAUGGACAGUGAUGAUUGCUGGAUACGGCAUGCAUGGGCACAGAAGAAAUGCUAUCACUGUCUUCAAGGAGAUGAGAGGCAGUGGUGUGGAGCCAGAUGAAGUUUCUUUUACUGUCAUACUAUACGCUUGCAGCCAUUCUGGACUCAUUCAUGAGGGAUGGGAAUUCUACAAUAUAAUGAGAAAUGAAUACAAGAUAGAGCCUAAAUUGGAGCAUUAUGCAUGUGUGGUUGAUCUACUUAGUCGUGCUGGAUGUUUAGUCAAAGCAUAUGAGUUCAUAAAAUCAAUGCCAAUAGAGCCAGAUUCCACUGUUUGGGGUGCAUUGCUCUGUGGUUGUAGAAUCCAUAGGAAUGUCAAACUUGCUGAGAGAGUUGCUGAACAUGUUUUUGAAUUAGAACCAGAGAAUACGGGCUAUUAUGUCCUCCUUGCAAAUAUAUAUGCAGAGGCAGAGGAGUGGGAGGCUGUGAGAAAACUAAGGCAAAAGAUCAGUGGCCAUGGACUGCGGAAGAGCCCAGGCUGCAGUUGGAUAGAGAUCAAGAGCAAGAUUCAUGUCUUUGUUGCAGGCAACAAGUCACAUCCACAAUCAAAGAAGAUUGAGCUAUUUCUCAAAGAGGUGAGGAGAAGGAUGAAGGAUGAGGGUUAUGUUCCAAAGAAGAGGUAUGCCUUGAUAAAUGUGGACGAUACAGGGAAGGAAGAUGCUCUUUGUGGGCACAGUGAGAAGCUGGCCAUUGCCUUUGGUAUUUUGAACUCCCCAAAAGGUAAGCCCAUUCGAGUGGCAAAGAACUUGAGAGUAUGUGGUGACUGUCAUGAGUUUGCCAAGUUCAUGUCCAAGAUGGUGAACAGGGAAAUCAUCUUGAGGGACUCCAAUUACUUCCACCAUUUUGAGGGAGGGAGGUGCUCUUGCAGAGGUUAUUGGUGAACCUUGACUAGAACUUGGAGCGAAUUAAGGGUGGUCUAUAAGCAGGAAUACAGAUUCUCAGAAGAAAAACUCUAGUUGGCAGUUACGCACACAAGCGUCCAGAAGUUGAAGUCAUAGAUGGGUCUUGAAGAUAAAUCUUGUGUUGCUGCAUGACAACUUGUACAUAUCACAAUUUUGGCAGAGUGAACAUCAAUGCUUUUCUUACAGUAAUGAAAGGAUUGACAUGUUGUAAGUUUAGCAAGGUGUCCUUGCGCUGUGAUUGCUCCAGUCAUUCCAUAAGCAUUUGAAGUCCAGGCUAUACAUGGUCCAUGUGAUUACUUGCAGUGCCUGGAUUUGAUGGGCUGAGGAAAACUUAUAUUGCAUCAAGAACUCACAAUGUAGAGGAAAACAAACUGAAGUCUGCAAGAAUUGAUAACAUGCAGUCCUCCAUCCCUUCCCUCUUAGUCAGGUCAACUAGCAAGGUGAAAAUUACAAUGUACCUAUUGCUUCGGUCAGAUAUCAUCCAUCACUGGUUGAAGGAAGAAAAAUAUUUUGAAAAAAAAGGUUGUUUCUAGUCUGAUCAAUUGGCGGGUGGAUAUUAUGGGGGAAUAGUAAUAGAAUUCUACAGAAUUGCUUCACUUUUUAAUGAUUAUAUACUGGAGAAGAAUAUCUUUUGUAUUCAGGGACAUGGUACAGAUCAUCUCAAAAACUUUUCUGUCAAUUUCUUGAAGGUUUUUAAAUCAGAAUGAAAUCUUAUGUCCUUUCUAUUGUUCUGGGGAGAAAUAUCUAGGAAAGAUCAAGACAUUUAUAUGACUAGCUAUAAGAAAUAAGAUUCACGCCAAGGAAUUCUUGGGAUGGAAGGGAUGGAUGAUUUCACGUUCUUGUAUUCUAUCCUAAAGGAACUGUCAGUCAUUUACUUUGAACUGCAGGUUUGUCAAGUUUAUUUGGGGAAAAAUAGAAGUCCAACCGUGGCAUUGAAGGCAGGUUUAUUUUGAUUGCCUACAGCAACUCCCUGAAGGGUUGGGCUGUUUAAUCAAGAGUUGGUGUCAUGGUCAUCUCACAGCUAUGCAUUGUAAACAGAACCUCUCAUUCUUGGCAAAAAAAA
Elaeis guineensis (African oil palm) is the source of this 3795-nucleotide messenger RNA. Its product is annotated as pentatricopeptide repeat-containing protein DOT4, chloroplastic. Gene Ontology annotation, molecular function: zinc ion binding; RNA binding; protein binding. NCBI's taxonomy places the organism in Eukaryota, Viridiplantae, Streptophyta, Magnoliopsida, Arecales, Arecaceae. The record is from RefSeq and is a predicted model, not a curated record. Gene Ontology annotation, biological process: RNA modification.